CACAGUCUUACCAUCCCGUUGGAGUCUUCUCUGUAAUGCGGAUCAUUUUUAGCAGCCUCGCACAUUAAAAACACACAGACUGCGUGUAGUGUAAGUUGUGAACCCGCUGACAGCUCUGAGUGACUGGUGCGUUUGAAGGCGGAUGGGAGGCGGAGGAGUGUGUCCAAUGGCGCGGCUGAGGAGGCGGUGUACGAUGACAGAGAGAGGCGGGCUGCAGCAGCCAGCUGUUGGAAAGCAGCGCUCCUGAGCCAUCCGCUACUUGUGCACCAGGUGAAUAUCUCUGCAUCAGCGCGACAACACAACACAAGACUUCAUUAAGACAUCUCUGUGUUGUUGUUUUUUAUCCCUCUGUAGCUGCGACUUUUCCUGUUUGUUUGUUUGUUUGUCUGGUGUCGAGCCGGCGCGUGAAACUCAGACAGAAGGAGAUCGAGAGCAGGUGUCCAAGUGUCAGACAGCAGAAAAAAUGGGACGGAAGAAAAUACAAAUUUCUCGUAUUCUAGACCAGAGGAACAGACAGGUGACUUUCACCAAGCGUAAGUUUGGCCUGAUGAAGAAGGCGUAUGAGCUGAGCGUGCUGUGUGACUGCGAGAUCGCCCUCAUCAUCUUCAACAGCACCAACCGUCUGUUCCAGUACGCCAGCACAGACAUGGACAAAGUGCUGCUCAAGUACACCGAGUACAGCGAGCCACACGAGAGUCGCACCAACACCGACAUACUGGAGACCCUGCGUAGGAAAGGCCUCGGUCUCGACGGCUCAGAGCUCGACAGCGAGGAGAGCAUGCAGGUGGCUGCAGACAAAUAUCCUCUGAGCGAGGGCAUGGAUCUUUCUGUGGCUCGCCAACGCUUCUAUGGCCCGUCCCUCCUCUCACCUGAGGCCCAGUUCCUGGUGUCUGCAGGCUGUGAGAACGGUUUCCCCAACUCCUCUGGAUCCAGCACGGCCUCCCACAGACCUCCGGGCUUCAAAUCUCUGAGCUCCAGACCCGGCUCUGCCAGCCCUGCUGCGCCACAUGCACACACUGCGUUCAUGUCUCCACACUCAGGUAUCGGCUACUCUAUGUUCUCACAUGGUAACCUGAAUCGAGCUCUGGACAUGAAAAGCCCACCUCCUCUGAACCUGGGCAGUGAGAACCUACGCGGGGAGGCCGCUAAUCAGGGCAUGGGGGCCACACGUGCUAACCACAGCUCCGCUAGGGGGGUUUUGUACCAGGGUCUGCACAGCAGCAGCUCCAUGGUAGCCAUGGGGAAGGCAGGGCUGCUGGGUCACAGUUUGGGCGGCUAUGGCCUCCCCUCUCCUGGAGCCUCUGAGUACAGCCAGCCUGGUUUUUAUCACUCUGUUAGUCUACAGCGAGGAGCAGUGAACCCCUGGCAGCCAGCACAGCCGCCUCAGGAGCCCCAUGGGCCUCAUAUAGGCCCAGGGAUGUCCAGCGGAGGGUGCUCCUUCCCCUCCCAGUCCUGCUCCUCAACCUCUCCACAUCUGCCCUCCCUCAACCUCAGCAUCAAAUUGGAGCGGAGCUCUCCUGAGCACAUGUCCUCACCCACCUCCCCUCCUCUACACCACCUCAGGCAGCACUCUCCAAUGAGUAACCCCGACUCGGCUCGCCAAACCCCUCCAGAAGCCCGUCCGGCCAAUGAGGCGAAGGAGUUUCCCAAAGCCGGCUACCCACAAGACGAAGAGGAAGGAGGGCAGCCGCUCAGGCAGUUAGAGAUAAGUGAUGGGUGGCAGAGAUAGCUGGCUGCUGCAGUCUAACACCAUCUCCCAUUCAAUCAGCUAUCUUCCAUCAAAACACACACACACACACACACACACACACAUACACACAUAUAUAACACAGAAGAUAGCGAGAUGGGGUCGAUUUGUCCCCGUCAUCCCAGAGAGGAACGCCUCUCUUUGUCUCCUCACUCAGAGCUGGUCUCUCCUGGGCGAUGGAGAAUUUUCUCUGCAUCACUUGAUCGAUCCCACGAGGAGACAGAUGCAUACAGACAUUUGCUUUUUGUUUGGUUAGGUUUAGUUUUCUGUGUGGAGCAAAUGUGAAUCAAAAAAUACAAUUUGAAAUGUGUUCGUUUUGUUCCGUGACUUUGCUGAAGUUUAGCUACAGCAGCACAUCGGGACCAGCUGAAUUUCUCCAAAGCUGCAGACCAGUCUGAGUACAUAUCCGGCUUCAGGGGUCGUCAGCGUUCGACCCAGGUUUGAAAAAUACCUGUCAAACUACAUUUCACCGUCUUCGUAUAAAUGUCACGGUGAAAAGCAGACGGCAGAUGGAACAUGACUCAUCAUAGCAGCCAGAAGGAACCACUUAGUCUCUGUGUACAGUAAACCUUCACACACCUUAUGGCCCUCUCGCUUUAUAAGCUUUAAUGUUUUAGCCUUUAGCCCAAAAUCACUGACAUGAUCUCUCCACAUGAAACCAGUUAGAUAUCACCCGUCACUGGAGCCUUGGCCUUCUCUGAAACACACUAGGACAUUUUAAAGGAUGAAUUCACUUUUUUCCCUCCAAGAUUGUCUUUAAACAGUUCUCACAUGCCCAUAUGUGCACUGAAAUAUGUUUUUGUCCACUGUAACUGCUGCUCCUGUCCAUACUGAAAGUGAAAAGAUAUCUUCAUCAUGAUAUUCUAAUAUAAGAAACAGAGAAUGAAAUCCACAGGACUCCCUAAAAACACAGUAUUUCACCUUACAUCCUGGGUCACACAGAGCGAUGUGUCUGUGCCUGAUGCGCGCUCUCGUCUCAUGGGUUGUGUCCUCACUUUUUGGAUAGGAUAACACAACUGUAACAUAAAAGAGUUGUUUAUGAAAUCAAUCUUUGCCUUAACCCCAAGAUUAAACACACAAAACUGUAACUUCAAACAGAGAUGAUUUUUAUGCCUCAGAGAUGUUAUGUUUUUGGGCUGUUCGUCCAUAUGAUGUAUAUACAUCUGUCCAUACGUCUGUACAUCCGAGUCGUGUAAACAUGAUAUUUCUUUAAGAAUGCCUUGAGGAAAUUUCUUCAUAUUUGGCACAAACGUUCACUUGGACUAAACGAACUGAUUAGAUUUUGGUGGUCAAAGGUCAAGGUCACUGUGCCCUUGUGUAUGUCCCAGUCUCGUGAACACGAUAUCUCAAAAACAACUUGAGCAAUUUUCUUCGACUUUGGCACAAUUUCACAUGGACUCAGCAGUGAACUGAUUAGAAUUUGGUGGUCGAAGGUCAAAGGUCAAGGUCAUUGUGACCUUACAAAACAUUUUUGACCAUAACUCAAGAAUUUGUAUGCUAAUUAUGACAAAAUUUCACAUGAAUGACUAAUAAGAUAAAAUAAUGAAGUGAUGACGUUUUACAUCCAAAAGGUCAAAGGUCAGCUUCCCUGUGAGAUCAUAGUGUUCUGCAAAAACACUUUUAUUCUGGCCAUUGCUCAACAUCAUAUCUCAGGAACAGAAGGGGAGAUGUUUAGUCAGAUACUGAAGUGGUGACACUAAUCUUUGGUGUCCACCUUAAAACUGUGCUGAUUGUACAGACCUUCUGUUCUGCCAGGGGCAAGAUGUUUAUGAAGCAUUCAUGUUUUCACAGACAUUGAUUCUUGCUUCAACUACAGCUAACGUUAGACUUCCCUGCAGAUUUGCCACUCAGUCCACCUUCUUAUUUCCAUCAAACCAAAAUAAUUCAGGAUUUUUGUUCUUCGUUCUUAGAAAGGUCACACAAAGUAUGAACAUGCACUCAGAGCACAGGCUGAGACGGGCUUGCUAAAGCAUGCACUGCUGCAUCCUGCAAAACCACGGCCGUCAAGGUAAAUAUCGUGUUUUUAAGGAGUCCCCAAAAUCCACAGCAAAUUCAAGGCCUCAGCAAUGUUUGUAGUACGGAAUUCCUUCAUUAUGUUUGCCCACUCUGUGUUUCAGUACAUUAGUGGAGGGCUAGUCAGAUGGUUAAUGCUGAGCACAGUGUCAUGUGGACGCAAGUCAGAGUGUUUUAAAGAGUAACACAAAGAGAGAAAGCUGUACUAAAAACUGCCAAAGCUUCAUGUUACCCCCAGAUUGAUUUAAUGUGCAUUUUCACUGUGAAUUUUGACCCCCAUCUCUUACCGUACAGUGGAAUCACAUUAGGCUCAGUAUGGCCAGUAUGGACAGGAGGAAGAAUUACAGAAAACCAAAAAACUGUCUGCGUUACAUGGACAUGUGGGAAUUGUUUAAAGACAAAAAAAUUCUAAUCCUUUAAAAUUCUGUGCGUCAGUGUCUCUCAGGAACUUGGAUGAUGUCGGGAAGAUUUCAAAAACGGCUUCUCUCUAUGUCUGUAAAACUGUAAUUGUGGAUAAGCUAAGCUUUCAUCGUAUUAUUCCUCCAAAUAAUAUUAGUUUCAUCAUUUUAAUUCACCCCAUCAAUAAAGUUACGGCAGUCUAUUUCAAGUAAAGACCAAAGUGUUUAAAUAUUAUCUCUAUGCAUUGCAAUCAAAUACCGCAACAGCCAAAGACGACAUGUGUUCAUCAAAUUUAAUUUAAGUAAUAUUUAAAAUAGCAUAAAUUAUUAUGUCUGAAGGGCUUCGUUUAGUGAUUGCAUAUUGUAGAUAUCAUGGAGCUUUACUGCCAUCGUUGUCUUAUGAUAUUAAGAAAUAUAUUAGACUGCGUAAUAAUGAGUCUAUAGUCAUAGGAUAUUAAAUUUAAAAGACCCACUUUCUUUUUUAAAUUGAGGAAUGUUUGGUUUUCAUUUUAUCUGUAAAUGUACUUUGCACUGUAUUUUUGUGCACUGGAUUUCUGUGUGUUUUAGUUGCAUAUUCAACUUGUUCUGCAAAAAGCAAAAUAUAGUCAGAAUUUGGGUUUGGAUGCACUUCCACUUAUUGUCCACAAGGGGUCAUGUUACUUCUUAAAAUUUGGGAUUUGGAUUUGGAUGGGAAAGUGCCCAUCAGGGGAGGACCAGCCCUAAACUGUUGGUGAUUAAUUAUCUAAUGAAUCUCUGUGACAAGACACAGGUUCAGUGGUUCACCCUGAACACAUGCGACAAAUCCAUCAUGACAAACUCUGCAGAGAUUCUUGUUGGAGGUCUUCAAGUUCAAGUGCUGCUGUGGAAAUAGCUCCUUUUUUCCUCUUUUUUAUGCAGUUAUGUGGAUUAAUAUCAGCAUGAAGAACCAAAUGAUCAGUAUUCUGAUGUUUUGGGGUUGUGUUUUUAUAUGUUUGCUGAAUGCUUCACUAACAGAACAAAGACAGAUUUUUAUUUGACAUUUGUUGUGAUUCCUUUUAAAUAAAAAGUUUGAUUUGUACGUUGA
Molecule: messenger RNA, 5221 nt
Organism: Epinephelus fuscoguttatus (brown-marbled grouper)
Lineage: Eukaryota; Metazoa; Chordata; Actinopteri; Perciformes; Serranidae
Gene: mef2b
Product: myocyte enhancer factor 2b
Exons: 9
Coding region: 464-1729 (421 amino acids)
Biological process (GO): positive regulation of transcription by RNA polymerase II
Molecular function (GO): RNA polymerase II cis-regulatory region sequence-specific DNA binding; DNA-binding transcription factor activity, RNA polymerase II-specific; protein dimerization activity
Source: RefSeq, a predicted model, not a curated record